Molecule: messenger RNA, 2721 nt
Organism: Paramecium tetraurelia
Lineage: Eukaryota; Ciliophora; Oligohymenophorea; Peniculida; Parameciidae
Exons: 4
Source: RefSeq, a predicted model, not a curated record
AUGAACAAUUAAAAACUCCAUGUCAAACAAUCCUUAGUAAAACUGACUUUACAAAGAAUAUCGAAAGAAAGGAGAGAAACAUUUCUAAAUCAAAUUAUAUAAGUAAUAGUUAAAUAUGAUUUCCCGGGAAAAUUUUAGGAUUUGGAAAAUUAUUUCAUAUCAACUCUAUAGUAAAUUAGUUAAUUUGAUAAUGUGGUUUCACAUCCAAUAUACGAUUUCGUAAGAACAUUGAAGUCUGUCUAAAAAGAAGUUUCGAAAAAUAGACUAAAAUUUUAGUGGCCUUUAAAAUCUUGUAAAAAGAGUUUAGCCAAAAGGUUUUACCCAUGUUUACACAUCUAUGGAAAUAUGUAACCUAAUUACAAUUUUAAGAUUUAUCAAAAAGUUCUUAAAUUACUUGUAAUGUAUUGCUUUAAAAGACUUCCUAAAAAUUAGAUUAAAUAUUAAGCUAUUUAGUUAUGCCAUUUCAUUAAGAGGAAGACUUGUAAGAAAAUUAAUAUCUUUAGACAAACUAUAUCAGACAUUUUUAAAGUUUUACUACAGAAAGCAACAGAAUUCUUAAAAGUACAUCAAAAUUCUGAAAUUAUAAAAGCUCAUUUAAAAACUUUGAUUUCUAGCUUAGCAAGUUUAUAAUAAUUAUAUCCGAUUAGCAUUGGCUAUUCACUUUAGGACUACUUGACAAUUUUAUAAAUUAUAUUACAUUAAGUUGAACCUGAAAAUCGAUUGAUCAACAUAGGGUUGGCAUCAUUAACAAAGAUUUUAUAGACUCAUUUUUAUUAUUGUUCAAAUGAAUAAUUCAAAGCAACUAUUCCUUAGCCAAAAUCACAAGUUUAUAUUCAAUUAAGAGAAGUGUUUUUUAAUACUCACAUCAUAUUCUUUUUAGAAAGAUUAAUCGUUAUUAAUUCUUCAAAGAGAAAUUCUAAUAUCAAAGAAAUCUUAGAAAUUGAGCAUGAUUCAAAGAGCAAAACAAAUGAUGAUAAAGAUGAAGUCAGUGAAUCAACCUAAAUUUUAUGUGCAGAAUGUUAAGAAUAAUUGAUAAGUAGAUUUCCUUAAUAAAUAUUGAGUUAUAUAAUAGAAAAUACUUAGUAAUUAAUAUCAACAAAUUAUUCAGUCAUUAAAACUGAACUUUUAGAUAGUUUCUUUUCACUUUUUGGAAAGGCUAUAAAAAUUCAAGAAAAAUAGAAAUUGCAAACCUUUUCUUUCAUGCCCAUUUUAAAUUAUUUAUUUUAGACUGAGAAUCCAAGAAAUUAUUAUAGAUAUAUUAUGUUAGGAAAAGAGUUUAUUUCAAAAUUUUCGCAAUCUGAGUUUGAGUAAUUUUUUGAACAAACAACAUUAAUAAUCUUAAAAUCGGAUGAUAUAGCAAUUAAAAUUGCAGGAUUAGAUUGCAUUAAUUAAGCCUUCGCAAUAAAAGUAAAUAGAAUUGAUUAGACAACUUUGAUAAAAUUAGGACAAAUUGUUUCUGUAUUACCCAACGUAUUGAAAGAGGAUGAGAUAUCCCAUUAUAUUUAGAUUAUUAAUGAUUUUCUAUAUCAUUUUAUGUAUGGUUCUUUAGUAAUCUCAACAGAUUUUGUAAUAAAUUAGUUAUUAUAAAAUGACUGUUUAAUUAUUUUGUUUAACAUAAAAACAAAUUUAUUAGUUGUAAAUUUUUGUGAAUUGUUUAAAAAGCUAUUAAUUAGUUUUCCUUUUGGAAACGUACCAGAUUAACUUAUUUAAUUAGCAAUAAUAUUUAUUACUCAAAAUAUGUAAAGCAAUCAUCAAGACAUUUUGGAUUUGUAUUUAAAAUUACUUUAUGAAUACAAUAAAGGCGUUAAUCAUAAUACCACAGGUAUUUUAUUACAAGAAUUAUUCUUGAAAAAUGAAAAUAUGUUGUUGUAAAAUCUAGAGAAUUAAUCAAUUAAAUGCUUCAUUUUAUUAAUGAUAAACGAAAUGAUACUAUUAGAUUUAUUACCCAUAUCCAAUAAUUUAUAUUAAAUGUUGGCUUCAUUAAUGAUCAAAGCAUAAACAAUAAGUGAUAUUGAAUAAUCAGUAGAAAUGAAAAAUAAUUGCCUUAAUGUGUUGGAAACAAUAAUUUUAUAAUAAAUAGGUAAAAUAGAUGUUACAUGCUAUGGAACCUUGAUUAUUUAUUUAAUAAAAGAAUUUUUAGGUUUUCAGUAAAUUUAACUAAAAUCAUUUCAAUUUGUUGAAUUAAAAACUCGAGUGACUAACAUUUUGAAUAUAUUUUUCUUUAAAGAGGAAGCAUAUUUUUUGGAAUUUAUAGCAUCAAAUUUUCAAAAUUAUGAUUAAUAUUUCAUUUAAUGGCAAGAAAAUUCAAUCAAUAUCAUAAAUAAGGGAAAUAAAAAAUUAAACACAAUUACUACUUUAUAUUUUUUAAAAUACAUUUCUCAACCUACAUUAUAGAGUUUUAUAGAACCUAUAUUAAAAGAAAGUUUAGUUGAAAUUUAAUAUUUUAUUGAUUAUUAGAAUGAAGAAUUUAGAGAAUAAUAAAUAAAGAAUCGAUUACAGUACCACAGUUUUGAGAAAGUAAGAUUAAGUAAGAAUAGAGAAAGCUUAAGAAAAGAGGAAUUGUUUGAAAGGAACUUACAUUAUAAUAAACUAAAUAUCCAAUAAUUAGUUUUAGCAACUAUAAAUUAAGUUAUGACUUAAUUCAAACUGUAAGGAAUGUAAUAGAUCAUUUAAGAUUAAUAUUUAUUAGGCUAAUUGAACUUAUUAGUUGAUGAAUGCUGA